This is a messenger RNA of Rhizopus microsporus ATCC 52813, 928 nucleotides long. RefSeq lists its product as uncharacterized. The record is from RefSeq and is a predicted model, not a curated record. The coding region runs from base 135 to 746 and encodes 203 amino acids. The transcript is spliced from 6 exons. Lineage: Eukaryota; Fungi; Mucoromycota; Mucoromycetes; Mucorales; Rhizopodaceae.
AAAGUAUGACAAAUAAAAUUCUUUUAAUACAUCUACGCUUUUUUACACAUCCAUAAAAUGAAACAACACAAGAAAGACAUUCCUUUCUCUUUUCUAUGCAUUUUUCGCCCCUUUCAUUUUUCUUUUUCUUUUGAAUGCCAAACGAUAGAUUUAUCAAAUCAUCUUCACCCAAGAAGCGAGUAACACCUUUUGUCGUAAAGAGAAAACAAAUCAAUUUCAAUUUAUUGGAUACAACAAGUCCUCAAAUACCCUCUUCUGAAUCCAGACACAUUUAUGAACAGCUAUUAAAAGAUAAAGAUGAGAAAAUUAAAGCUUUGAAGAAUCAGGUAGAAUCACUUCAUAAAGAACUACAACAGACAAGACACCAAUGCAGGCUAUUAGAGAAUGAAAGAAGUGAUUAUGAAUCAUCCAUUGAUGAAAAAUAUGCAAAGGAAAAGAUACAGGUGGAGACAGAACUGAGAAUACUAAAGGAGACACAUGUUGAGAAAGUACAAAAUUUAUCAACCAAUCUUAACCACCUCACCUGUACAGUCCAUUCUCUAAGGAAACUAUUGGAACAGCACAAUAUCAAAGAAGAAAUCAAAGAGAAUGAUAUCCUCUUGGUCAAUCCUAUUUACAAAAAGGACGCACUCUUCAUUCAAGAUGCAUAUCAGCAGAUAAAACAAGAGAUGUCGAAUCAACAACACCCAAUGUGGUCUAAUAUUCAAGUAUAUAUACAUAUACAAUAUAUAAGCCGUACCAUGUAACUUUUUUUUAUUAGGCAACUGCUAUGGCUAUCAAGCAUGAAAUUGAUGUUUUUCAAGCUUGGAAAUCCACAUGCAAUCUGCCCGUGCAUGAAUUGGCCAAGGCUAUAUUGAAAGAGCAGAAAUCAAAAAAGACCUUAUUUGGUAGGAGAAAAUGAUAUUUAUAAAAAAGUCGCAGUUUUAAA